GGAUCUCUCUCCCUUUUACCGCCAUCGGAGCGGAGUCUCUUUCUUCCCCGGGACCGCGACACUGCGCAGCGCCGCCUAACCAGCCCAGCCUCCGGCCAGAGAGCGAAGCGUCACUUGAGACUCAGCUAAGAUGGCAGACAUUGACAACAAAGACCAGGCUGAGAUGGACCCGGCAGAUAUGGAGGAUGUGGAGGAAGUGGAAGAGGAGGAGACGGGAGAAGAUGAAAACAGCAAAGCUCGUCAGCUGACUGUGCAGAUGAUGCAGAAUCCACAGAUCCUGGCUGCGCUGCAGGAGAGGCUUGAUGGGCUGAACGGUUCACCAUCAGGGUACAUGGAGAGUUUACCAAAGGUUGUAAAGAGACGUGUAAACGCCCUGAAGAACCUGCAGGUCAAAUGUGCUCACAUUGAGGCCAAAUUCUACGAAGAAGUACAUGAACUGGAGAGAAAGUACGCAGCCCUCUACCAGCCCCUCUUCGACAAAAGAAGUGACAUAGUGAAAGCAGCUUAUGAGCCCACAGAUGAGGAAUGUGAAUGGAAGGCAGAUGAGGAGGAAGAGCUGACAGUAAGUAAGCAGGAUGAAAUGAAGGAGAAGGCCAAGUUAGAGGAAGAGAAGAAGGACGAGGAGAAGGAAGACCCCAAAGGCAUCCCCGAGUUCUGGUUAACGGUUUUCAAAAACGUGGACCUGCUCAGUGACAUGUUGCAGGAACACGAUGAACCCAUCCUUAAACAUUUACAAGAUAUCAAAGUGAAAUUCUCAGAUCCAGGGCAGCCCAUGAGCUUCACGUUAGAGUUCCACUUUGAGCCCAACGACUUCUUCACAAACACAGUGUUGACAAAAACCUACAAGAUGAGGUCGGAGCCUGAUGAGACCGACCCCUUCUCCUUUGAUGGACCAGAGAUCAUGUGCUGCACAGGCUGCCCGAUUGAGUGGACGAAGGGCAAGAACGUCACGUUGAAAACAAUCAAGAAGAAACAGAAGCACAAGGGCCGCGGCACAGUCAGGACGGUCACCAAAACAGUCCCCAACGACUCCUUCUUCAAUUUCUUCACGCCACCAGAGGUCCCAGAAAAUGGAGAGUUGGAUGAGGACUCGGAGGCGGUCCUGGCUGCUGACUUUGAAAUCGGUCACUUCAUCCGUGAGCGUAUCGUACCUCGGGCUGUGCUCUACUUCACAGGAGAGGCUAUUGAGGACGACGAUGACGAUUACGAUGAAGAGGGAGAGGAGGCGGACGACGAGGAAGGUGAGGAGGAGGCUGACGAGGAAAACGACCCCGACUAUGAUCCCAAGAAGGAUGCAGCCCCCCCAGCUGAGUGCAAGCAGCAGUGAAGCCUGGCCUGGCUGCCUUGAGGAUCAACUGCACUGUUAACAGCUUCUAAAUUUAAAAAAACAAAAAUGAAGAAAAUUUAAAAAAAAGAUUAAAAAAAAAAAAUAGUUACUUACCGCCUUAUAAUGUUUUGUAUUUUUCUUGGUAGAGAAUUUGAAGAAAAAAAAGGUUUCAAGAUUUUUGUUACAAAAACUCAUGGUAAUAUACUGGGAGCUGUGUGGCUCAAUAUACAUAGUAUUUUACUAGACCUGUUUUUCCUUCUCUUCCUCCUUCUCUGUACAAUAGAUAGAAUACAGGAAAAAAAACCUCCCUCGAAAAGCAUGAACUUGUUUCUUCACUGCUAAACUAGUUUGGGUUCUUGUGAAGUCUUUUGUUGUUAUUUGCUCUUAGACAACAGCUGUGGUUUAGACUGUAUCGCGGCGGCGUCAAUUAAUAAUACCCCCCCCUUCCUUCCUCUUCCUCCUACCAAAGUUCCAGGUUGGUCAGUUCUGGUUGUCCGGGGUGAAUAUUUUUUUUUAUUCUUAGCAGGGCCUUCAGCACUUGUAAAAGCACUGUAGCAUUUCCAGCUCUAGCGACGGAGAACAGAUGGGUGAACUGCAGUCGGGUGUCCAUUCCAGUUUAUCUAAUCUUGCUGAGCGUGGGAUCCGGAGUUGGUGUUUUUGGCCACUUCCUGCACCACUUGUGCUCAACUACUUUCCACUCUUGAUACAUUCCAGUAAGCAGACUGGCUGGCACCAUUGGUGAACCUCUCUAAUAAGGGAAUCCGCCACUCUUUAACUGGACAGACUCGUCUAAAUUGAACACAGGUCACUCCCGAGCCUCCGCGCGGCCUGGUCGAGUCUCUUGAACAUUCCAGAGAAUUCCUUUAGAUGAGGAAGGGGGUUAGAUAGUUUGGCGGGAGGGCCAGUUCAGGGUCCACCUCGUGCUUCAGGCUCCUCGUAGGCUGGCAGUGGCGUGGCUGUCGUCUUUUCUAUAGCACUUUGUACUAGUGUGUGGUGUACCAGUGGCGUCCUGUCAUCGGUUAGCUGUCUGAGUAUUCCUUGUGAGCAGCACUUAGUUUGAUGCCCCCUGCCUUAAGGGGUAUGGGGGUGGUGCUGUAACCCUGCUCUGUGGAGAGUUCAACUUGUGCUAUCUGGUUUUUAAGUGCAUUACUUUUCUUACCGGGGGAGGCACACUUGGCCUGUUCAGAGAGGCUUUGUAGGGACAGGGUUGGGCAGAGUGUAGCACAGCGGAUGAUGAGGAAAAAUGAGUCCAAGCCAGGUUUUGAAGUAUGUUAUUUGGUUCAGGUUCACCAAGACCACCACCCCCCCGCCCCCCCCCCUCCUCCCCUUUCCCCCCCCCCCUCAUCAGUUUGACAUUUACCUCUUGUGUCGCCAAUUUGUGACUGGUCAGGUGACUGGCGUGGACCUCAGCCAAGCCGCUGAGGUCUUGGUUCAUUAUCACUGUGAAAGAAGGAGGGGAAGCGUGAUAAGGCCAUUGUGUGGCCAAUGACCCACCACCCUCCCCACCCUAACCUCCUUCCUUUGUACCCAGAAGGCCACAGAGAAGCAUGUCAGAGCAAUACCUAAAGCCAGGAGGGGGACCGAGAAGAAAACGUAGCUUGCCUCCCUCCCAGUCCAUUCUUAAAGCCUUUUUUAAAGUUGUGAAAACAGCCAAGUGUUGGUUGUGUUGGGCAGCAUCGUGUCCACUGUGGAGAGCCAGGGUACUUCUCAUUCUGCAGGUAGUGUUCAGAUCAUGUUCAUCGGAGAAGGACGUGACAGGGUUUCUGUUGGGUCCUUUUGAGCAGCUGUUGUCAAGGCAAAAUGCUAUGCUACAAAAAUACUAAUGUACUCAAUAACUGUAUGUGUAUGUUCAUGAAUAAAUUGGUUAAACAUGUCUAAUAUUGA
Messenger RNA from Thunnus maccoyii (southern bluefin tuna), 3211 nucleotides. It is a transcript of the gene nap1l1, whose product is annotated as nucleosome assembly protein 1-like 1. Gene Ontology annotation, biological process: nucleosome assembly. Gene Ontology annotation, molecular function: chromatin binding; histone binding. The transcript has 15 exons. Gene Ontology annotation, cellular component: chromatin; nucleus. The coding region runs from base 131 to 1327 and encodes 398 amino acids. Lineage: Eukaryota; Metazoa; Chordata; Actinopteri; Scombriformes; Scombridae. The record is from RefSeq and is a predicted model, not a curated record.